GUUUAUGUACAAUAAAAUGUUUAUUUUGUUCUUGAGGCAGUUACAUAAAAGAUCUAUACAUUUUCGACAAAACAAUAACUGGAUGAACUAAAAUAACCGUAUAAAUUAAAUAAUUAUCUUUGAUGCAGUUAAAACGGCCGAUAAUGUCAUCAAUCGUCUUUUAUCACCGAACUCACUUGGGUUGCGUUCCGAUAUUCACUGCCAGUACUGAAAAUCUAUAGUGCACGUGAUGUAAACUAUAGAUUUUUAGUACUGGAAAUCUAUAGUGCACGUGAUGUAAACUGUAGAUUUUUAGUACUGGCACUAUUGGAAAUGAAUAUCGGAACGCAGCUCAUUCGCCGCGCAUCGCACAUGCGCGAUAGACACAGUCUGACAUAGGCACACAGGGCUACAUCGGAGACGCAACCGUACAUAAUCCAAAUGAUUUAAAUUCGAGAUUCAAAAAAUUUUCUUAUAUAGCUACUUACAGCGUGGUACAUAAUUUGUCUCAUUAGUAGAUAUAUGUAAAUCCAACAAAAGAAGAAGAAGAAUUUGAGGGCGUGAUUGUAUCAAUUACUUCGGUUAUUCUAUAUUGCAGUGCCGUGUCCAUUGUUUUCAUAUUUUUCUCACGGAAAAACACAUUUUAUGGAGAAUAAAAUGUCAGAGUCGGAUGUAACUUUUGAUGAGAAACAUUCUGCAAGUUUAUUCUCGAAUGAAAAUUUGUCAACAAACCUGAACACUGACAUUGCCAAUUCAGACUCAGAUUCCAUGUCUAUUUACAUUAACGAACCAGAACUCUCUGACGAUAUACCUGAAUGGAAGGGUAUGAGCAUGAAUGAAAUACGUAAAGGUUGUGGCAUAUAUGAAUAUCAAGAACAUCCACCAAUUGUUUCUUCUGCUAAGCAUACAGUGCUGUUUAGGUUACCAUUAUCUAUGCAUGAACCACCAAAGCCUUAUCCGACACAUAAAAUAGACAAGUGGAGCCAUGGAUACGUACGAUUGCCAUGUUCUGCACAUUGUUUUUAUCCAGUAGAACAGAGAAGUGGAGAUCGUAAUUGUCGAAAUAGAUGGGAUAUGAUUCAGGAAGCUUUGCUGAGAAACAUUCUCUCCAGUCAACAAUUAGAAAAUGCUAUACUUUCAUAUAAUCAAAUUUAUGCACAACGUUGGAAUUUUGCAGCACUCCAUCACUUCUUUUCAGAGGUAUUGGACCCGGAAGAGACGGCCGUCUUCUUCAAAACUUUAAUGCCAAAAAUAAUCCAGCUUGCUCUGCAACUUCCUAUAUUGCUAACCGGUGCAAUACCUCUUCUGAAACGUCACACUAAUAGCUUUAUUAGUUUAAGCCAAUUGCAAGUAGCUUCGUUACUAGCAAAUGCAUUUUUUUGUACAUUUCCUAGGCGCAAUUCCAGUAAUCCACAAUCGGAAUAUGCAACAUAUCCAUAUAUUAACUUCAAUAGAUUGUUUGCUGCCUAUAGUGAGGAAAAACAUAAUCAAUGUGAAUCAGUCAUGGAAAAAAUCAAAUGUCUUCUCCAUUACUUUAGGAGGGUAACAGCAAAAGCACCUGAAGGUGUAAUAACAAUCGAACGGCGUUACAUUCCACGUGAAAAUUUUCCGAAAUGGAAUAUACAGAAUCAAAAAUUGCCACCACUGCAUAUAACAAGUAAAGGAACCAUUGAAAACGAAGGAGCUGGAUUGCUUCAAGUAGAUUUUGCAAACAAGUAUGUGGGCGGAGGUGUGCUAGGUUUAGGAUGUGUACAGGAGGAAAUACGAUUUGUUAUAUGUCCAGAGCUUAUGGUCACUAUGUUAGUUACGGAAGAAUUAGAUGACACCGAGGCUCUCAUCGUCAGUGGUAUUGAACGAUAUAGCAAAUAUGAAGGUUACAGUAACACCUUUAAAUGGAAAGGAGAUUUCGUGGAUGAGACACCAAGGGAUGACAGCUGCAGGCGUAUGACGUCAAUUGUUGCCAUUGAUGCCCUUUAUUUUAGACAGCCUUUGCUACAAUUCAAAAUCGAUAAUAUAACUCGUGAACUCAACAAGGCUUAUGUUGGAUUUGUGGGAUCUGAUAUUUAUAAGAAUAAUCUAUCCGCCAUUGCAACGGGAAAUUGGGGAUGCGGAGCGUUUCGUGGAAACCCGAAGUUAAAAGUAUUGAUACAAUUAAUGGCUGCUGCAGUUGCAGGUCGAUCUAUGGUCUAUUUUACUUUCGGAGACACAUUGUUGAGAGACGAUGUGGCAGCAAUGUAUGCACAUUUAGUUCAGCACGAUAUUGAUAUAGCGCGACUUUACUCAAUGAUAUCAGAAUAUCAUCAAGAAUCUGCAGCAUCAAGUGACCAUUCGGAUUUUUAUUGUUUCUUGUACAACAAAAGCAGGAUAAAACCGUUGAACAAAUAUUUUCCGACAAACAGUAAAAAUUCCUUGGCGGAUAUUUUUGCCAAAGACAUGUUAUCUCAAAGAAGCAAAAAUGUGGCAUUAAAUAAAGACGUUUUUAAUAAGCAUCUUUAUGAAAUGACGGAAGAGGAAAAGAUAAUAAAUUGGCUGGCAAGUUGCGAUGAUGAUAGCGACGAUAAUGCUAAACUCAAUACAAAGAACGCGUGUAACGAGAAAACUAAGAGUAAUCUAAAAGAAGCGAACAAUGUUAUUGAAAGUUUACAUUUUGUAAAUGAUAUUGGAGAAAACAAAAAUCAGGAAGAUAAGGUAUUUGGAUCUAGUCCAUCGGGAGAUAUGAAUGAAAAGUUCUGGGAUAUUUUGGCAUUCACGCAACAAGUAUCAAGACUUAUGGUAUCUGAAAUCAGGAGAAGAGCAAGCAACCAGAGUACCGAGACAGCAAGUUGUGCUAUUGUCAAGUUUUUAGAAAUUGAGAAUAGUGAAGAAUCAAGUAAUGGUUGGAUGCUGUUGUCCGCAUUGAAUUUGUUGGCAGCAGGCGAUACCUCUCUGAUACAAGCCAUGACUGCUGCCUCAGUUCCAUCAACUUUGGUGAAAUGUUUAUACCUGUUCUUUGAUCUACCCGAAAUGAACGAGGAAGAGGCUGAUAUUACAGAUACAAAUAGUGAAUUCACUCCUAGAGAACGUAGGAUAUUAUUACAAAAAAUAUUUGUUCAGUUGUUGGUAAGAUUAUGCAGUCAUCCCUAUCCAGCGGAAGAACUCGCUCGUAAGGACGAUCUUACCUUACUGUUCUCAGCAAUAACCAGUUGGUGUCCGCAGUACAAUAUUAUGUGGCGUAAAAGUGCCGCCGAAGUUUUGAUGACGCUGUCCCGACAUGGUCUUACACAGAAUGUAGUAGCUUAUAUUCAUAAUAAAGGAUGUAUAGCACUUUGUAUCGAUAAUAUGCAACGUGUACCUGAGCUGGCACCAUUAGAGGUUGUAGAAAUGUUUGUAACAGUGUUCUGUUUUUUAAAAGAUUCUAGUGAAGUUUCUCAAACAUUGCUAGAUGACUUUCGUGCUUGUCAGGGUUAUAUCUUUUUAUCCGAGUUUCUCUUAAAACACGCACCAUCAAGAUUGGAACAAGAUGGCAGAGCAGAAGCGCAAGAUGCUAUCCGAAAUUUGGUACUAAUGUUAGCAUCUUUAACAAUGUGUGGUCAUACAGAACUGAAACCAAGUCAAGCUAGUAUGGGAUCCUUGUUUCAAAUGCUCGGCUUUACCUUACCCCAACCCAGUAACAGAGGAGGAAGCGUUCGAAAUAUUCAAGCGUUCCAAGUAUUACAAUCUGUAUUUAUAAAAUCUAAUUCGCCGCUUCUAUGUUGUACUAUAUUGGAUGCGAUAUCCAGUGUAUAUCACAGCGACAACGCGAAUUAUUUUAUUCUUGAGGGACAAAAUACUUUGUCUCAGUUUGCAGAAAAAAUUCAUUUGAAGAAUCCAGAGAUACAAGAAAAAUUCUUUCAAUUACUGGAAUUUAUAGUUUUUCAACUUAAUUUUGUUCCGUGUAAAGAACUCAUAUCUCUGUCCAUUUUAUUGAAAACAAACAACUCAAUUUCUUGCUGUAUCAUGUGUAUGGAGACUCUUCUUAAUAUACUUAGACACAAUACUAUAUUUAAAGACGUUUAUAGAGAAGUUGGUAUGUUAGAAGUUUUUGUGACUUGUCUUCAUCGAUAUGCAACAUUACUCAAGGAUAAGCAAGCUGCGAUCGAUCAAGGAUUAGAAUAUACGUUAUGCCCCGAGGAUGAACGGUUGGGUGCCUUAGUAAUGGAGGCUUUAACGACGUUAUUAGCGAGUAACGUUCAAAAUGCAAAUGUCUUUAGAGAAUGUGGAGGCGCACGUUGCGCUCAUAAUCUAGUGCCCUACGUAGAUUGCCGGUAUCAAGCACUCGGUAUCGUUAGGGAAUUGAUACUCAGCGCGGGUGGUGACGACGACAUGGCUACGCUAUUGGGAGUUAUGCAUUCGGCACCUCCUAAUGCCUUGAUUCUAAAAACGCAUAUAUUAAAAUCGUUGCUAGCCUGUUUACGAGAGUCGCAUAGGACUAGAACGGUUUUCCGAAAAGUCGGAGGCUUCGUUUAUGUAAUGUCGGUUUUGGUAUCGCUGGAGAGUCAAUUAGGUUCGCAAAGAUCGGAAAAGAGCGAACCUUGCAACGAUUUCGUGCAGAGGACUAUGCAGGACGAAAGUCAAUUGUUGACAUUGUUACAUGUAGUAUUUCAUACUAUAAGUACAGCUAUGCGAUUUGAGCCAGCAAAUGCGAAAUUCUUCCAUCAUGAGAUCUGCCAAUCGAGUUUGUGCGAUACUUUACGUCUUCUCGGUUGUUUUUCGACGCAAACAAAGAUCACUGAGAUGGAUAUGAUACCGACUGUGAAUUAUCAUAACAUGCUAGUGUCAUUAUUUACUGGGAGUGUAUUGGAACCGGUAUUUUCAGAUGAUAUGCCAAAGACAUUGGGAUAUGCGUGUUUACUACUACGUCUACUGUAUGACGUGGCACUCGAUUCCUUUGACAAACCAAAUUUAGCUAAUGUAGGCAUAAGAUCUCCGAGUCAUAAGCAAAAUAGUGUGGAGCAACAGAGAUCAUUUGAUUCUCCUGGAAGUAGCAAGAGAUGUAUUAUAAAUUCCUUAAAUCUAAGCCCACCCGCACCCGAGCCGAUUGUAGUUCAUCCCGGUAUAGUAGUGGGAAUGCUUCACUUACUUCCAUCUAUCUCCGAACCAUCUAAUCCUCAAAUGGCGCUAGCUUUACAAUUGUAUGUGGCGGAGAUCGUCAAGAGCUUAGUACGAUCGGAAAGAAAUCAGCAAGUUAUGUGUGAAGCCGGUAUGGCCGGAGAAUUGUUGUCCGUGGGUAGAAUCGCUUUGCAGGAUGAGACACAUCCGCUUCAUCAACCUCUGCAAUACAUCAUAGAGAGACUCGCCGCGCAAUCGCUCGAACCAAGAGAUCUACGAGAGUUUUUACGUUUGGGUGAUCCGUUAUGUUGUAUCUCGCUGGACGAUAUCGAUCAAAGCAAGCCUAGAGGAGGACCAGUACCUUUAACGCGAAUCAAGACGCUAGUAUCGAUGACAACGCCCAAGGACUUUAGAGCUCAUGGUUCAUGCACCUUACCGCCUUUUGUGGAAUUGGAUAUGAGCGCCGAGGGAUUCGCGUGUUUGUACUUGCCGAGUGUCGCCCCGCAAAGUACCACACCUCCUACAGUUGUCUCUGCGGACAAUAGCGUAUUGGGAGGAAUUGGAUCAGGCGAUAGAUUAUUCCCACCACAGACCGGGUUAACGUAUAGCACAUGGAUAUGCGUCGACAAGUUUAGCGAUCCUAGAACCGAUCCUCAUUGCGUGAGAUUACUCACCUUGGUGCGUACUCCGCAAUCUGCGAGAGACUUAAUUUGUCUGACUGCUGUUCUUAGCGCUAGAGAUAAGGCUAUCAUUGUUUCCACUCAGGAGACACCCAUUCCGCAAAAUACAGGUGAAUGGGAGCCCGAAGGAACGGGCGAGUGCGGUGCCCGAGUCUGGUGUCCUGAUUUACUUCACGAAGGACAAUGGCAUCACAUAGCUAUUGUGUUGAAUCGCGCAGUUCUUAAAAACUCGAGUUUUUCAUUAUACUUAGACGGUCAACAUAUCCAUAGUCAAAAGCUUCAUUAUAUCACGCAAGUUCCUGGAGGUGGAGCAGCCAACUUAACAGUGGCUUCUCCGGUUUACGGCUACAUUGGUACGCCGCCUUGUUGGCGUAGAUAUUCCAGAUUGACGUGGAAACAAGGACCAUGUCAUUUGGUGGAGGAAGUUUUUAAUUCUCAAAACAUUGCCACUUUAUUUAAACUAGGGCCGCAUUACAUGGGAAGCUUGCAAGCUCCGCAAUUGAGUGGCCCUGAAGCUCUAGGACCUCUCGUGGCUGAGGAAAAGGUGGUGUUUGGAUUGAAUGCAAAAGCCAUGUCACAAUUGACUCUAGCUAAAAUUAGAAAGGUGUAUAGCCGAGCUGAUAAUAAAUCAAUAGCCAAACAACUUGGUAUGUCAUCCCAUGAGAACGCCACACCUAUCAGAGUUCUCCAUAAUUCCGCGGGACAUCUCAGCGGUCCAGCUAGAGCAUUAGGUGGUGUGGUCGUUGGUUACCUUGGUGUUCGUGUAUUUAGUCCUAAACCAGUAGCUACUAUGAUCGAUAAUGUAGGAGGAUGUUCAGUGUUGUUAGGUUUAAUAGCUAUGGCCCAAGAUGUAGAAUCUUUAUAUGCAGCUGUAAAGGCAUUAGUUUGCGUAGUGAGAUCCAAUCAAGCAGCCCAACAAGAAAUGGAUCGCAGAAGAGGAUAUCAGACUCUAGCUAUGUUACUAAGAAGAAAGUGUCCUCUUCUAAACAGUCAUAUAUUGCACUUGACAUUCAGUCUUGUGGGGACGGUCGAUAGUGGUAGAGAAACUAGUGCGAUUCCUAAUGUCACAGCAUUUCAAGACCUCUUAUGUGAUUUACAAGUCUGGCAUGAAGCACCCGGAGAAUUACUAAGAUCUCUUCUCGAACAUUUGUACGAACUGAUAGCAGAGUCCAGUGAAAAACGAACUAAUCUGCGAUUAAUGAGAGACUUACAAUUAGUACAUAAAUUAUUGCACAUUUUGAGCGACGUAAAACUAAAUAGCACCAGACAGAUUCUUUUAGCGCUUCUUAGUAUAUUAUUAAGUCAACCACGACAGGCUGAUCUAUUAUGGUUUGGGCAAUUUAUUGUAGCAACCUUACCGCAAUGUUCUGAAAAACACUUAAUUCUUAGAGAAGGAGAAGGAAUCAAGGACGGAGAAGGAGAGAGUAUACUUUUACGUAAUCGUUGUUUACAGCUCUUACAUUCAUUGUUGUUUAAUGGAUCCAAAGUUAAUGUAAAUAUGUGCGAAGAAGUAGCCAAAGUUCUGGGCCUAGAUUGGGUAUUAUUGUUCCUCCAGUCUGAUCUUCAUAGUACCACAGUUGUCUGGGGAUUACGUAUACUCGUGGCAAUAUGUUCAGUGCAAUCAAUUUUGCAAAAAUUCAAAGAGGGCACAAGCAAUGGCGGUUGGCUGCGGCAUACUGAUCACAACAAAAUGGCACUAGCACUCGGUUGUCAUCAACAAAUGUCUACUGGUGAGAUUAAGCCAUCUGGCCUUCACGUACCAGGAUUUCAGCAUCUGGGCUGGUUACUUCCGCAGCACAUCGAUCUUGUCCCGGAACUUUAUUUUCUUUUUAUUGCUUUAAUGAUGGGACAGCCUGUGAAAUUGUUACCUACGGAUUCGAAGCUCGAUUUGGAUAAUGUUUGGAGCUUUAUGUUCGGAGUCCCGGCAAAUCAUACACUAUCAUCUUUCACCAGCAGAAUUAAUCUUUGUCCCGAAGCGAUGGUCACGUUACUAGCUAUGGUGCGAACAAUGUUGAAUAGUCACUCAAACAACCCGGAAGUAUUACCAGCAUGGUUAAAUGACUAUCCGGUGACAAUAAUACAAUUCUUGUUCUUCCUUUAUCGCAACUUUACCGACUUUAUGCAGGUCUUUAUGUCCGCGGAAGUUUUGGGUGCCUUAGCUGGGACCUUGUUUCCGAAACCUGUCAGUUCUAGUCAGGAUAGCAGUGGUGCUAGUACCCCAGCCGAUGAGCAAGAACCAGUAUUAGUGAGAUCGCCGUCGAAAGAUGUAGGACUGACGAAUCAUCCCGCAAAGAAAUUCGUGAUGGACUUUUUUAAAGUUAUCGUCGUCGAUUCGCUUUCGCUGCCGGUGACGGCCAAAUCGCCAGCGAUAGAUCUCGUUCUGGAAGCAUGGCCGGAACAUGCGUCGACGGGACAGCAAAUGCGUUAUCAAACAGAAGUAUUAUCUAUAUUAAUGGAACACUUGCUAGCUGCGGAUGUAUUGAUCGGAGAGCAGGCCGCAUUACCUGUCGUUCCUGGUGGAUCGGCCAACAAUAUAACCAACAAUGUUUGUUACGUGGCAGCUAGAAUAGUUGACAAAUUAUGGCAAGGUGCUCUGACAAAAGACCCGCACGAAGUAUUCGAUUUUAUCGUCAAAUUAAUCGGUCAAGCAAAGAGGCGACCUGGUGCUGUCAGCAUGGAGGGCCUUCAUCACUGCCUGAAUAGGACAAUUUUAUUCUUACUGUCACGUGCGACUGAUUCUAUUGCCGAUCAAAUGGCUGUAUUGGAGGCAUUGCAUAAGCUUACUACUCAUAGAUUAUUAGUGUUUGGUGCUGGCAAUCACGAAUUAGAAUUUAUCGGCUGUUUGACGUAUUGUCUGUUGCAACUGACGGCUGAUAUAAAGAUCAUGUUGGACACUAACAUGAAAACUACGUGGCAUGUUAAUCCGCAAGUGGAAUCCAGCGAUGAUAGACUGACGUCUCACCAGGGACACAAUUUGAUGGCCGUAGCGGCGACGAGAGUUUGGGAGGAACUCUACGUAUGCAAGAAACCGGCCAUAGAGGAAGUUUUUAAAAUGACUCUGCCGGCUCCUGUGAGUAAUGAACGCGCGCCGGAAUUGUCGGUCGUGAGAGAACAGAUUCACGAAGCUGCGUCCAAGCUCUGGCUAAAUUACGUAGUUUCGGAAAGAAGAGCUACGUACAGAGCUCCUUGGGAACUUCACAAUCAAAUCCAAUCGAAAAUCCAAAAAGUGACGGGAGGCUUGACGAGAUUAGCGAGUCGGACAAAGGUGCGAAAAGAGGAAUCUGUGCGCGUAAGACUUAGAUUACAUCAGAACACGGUUGCUCAGUGGACGGAGCAACAUGUUGCGUUGGUCAGAGAGCUCGCUGCAGUGAGGCGUUUGCAGCAUCAACAAACGAAUCUGCACACUCAGCGUUACGUAUAUCAAGAAUGGCUGCAAACCGAGACGGAAUUGACUAGAGAACGCGGUCUUUGGGGACCUCCGACACCCACUAUGCUUGACAAAUGGAUGUUGGAUAUGACAGAAGGACCAUGUAGAAUGCGAAAGAAGAUGAUGAAGAAUGAACUCUUCUACAUACAUUAUCCGUAUCGGCCUGAAUUAGAGCAUCCUGAUAAUAAACAGCUAAAGUACAAAGUAGCGACGAGCAUGGAUAGUAAGGAGUAUUAUCUGAAGCAACUCGGCAAUUCAUCGGGAAUGUUUGAACGCGAACGAGAUCCUGUUAUAGAUGACACACCGUUAAACGUCAAUGAAACUUCUACUGAGAGUGAACCACCGAUGGUUCCGUGCACGCUAGAACGUCACGCCAGUGAGCCGGAUGAAGCGCCCGAGGAUAACGAACAGGAGGAAGAAAACAAUCAAGCUGUUCCAGACAAUCAAACGUUAUUACGUCUCCUCGAGGAACAUGAGAAGAUAAGCCACAUGUUUAGAUGCGCAAGAAUACAAGGUUUGGACACGACUGAAGGUCUUCUCUUAUUUGGAAAGGAACAUUUUUAUGUGAUUGAUGGAUUUACAUUGUUGAAGUCUAGAGAGAUAAGAGAUAUAGAAAGUUUGCCAGAGGCAUACGAACCGAUCUUGCCAUCGCCGGGAUCUCCCAGAAGAUCUAGAGCGAUGAGACAGUGUUCCAAGUUUAAUUACGAAGACAUCAGGGAAGUACACAAGAGACGAUACUUAUUGCAACCCAUGGCACUGGAAGUGUUCAGCGGAGACGGUAGAAAUUAUUUACUGGCAUUCCCUCGAAAGGUCAGGAACAAGGUCUAUCAAAGAUUCAUGACAUUUGCUACCGCGAUCGCCGACAAUGCUCAGCAAUCCGUAGCUGGCCAAAGGCGAACGGCGAAUGUCGAGCAGGCCACUGGCUUGCUCUCGAAUCUUAUAGGAGAAACAUCAGUCACUCAAAGAUGGGUGAGAGGAGAAAUAUCCAACUUUCAAUACCUGAUGCAUUUGAAUACUUUGGCGGGUCGUAGUUACAACGAUCUUAUGCAAUAUCCGAUAUUUCCAUGGAUCUUGGCUGAUUACGACAGUGAGGAGCUCGAUCUUAUAGAUUCAUCGACGUUUCGAGAUUUCAGCAAACCUAUGGGCGCGCAAAGUCCUGAGCGAUUGCUGCAAUUUAAGAAAAGAUACAAGGAAUGGGACGAUCCGCACGGAGAGACUCCUCCUUAUCAUUAUGGCACACAUUAUUCGUCAGCAAUGAUAGUAUGUUCGUAUCUGGUGAGAAUGGAACCAUUCACGCAACAUUUUCUCAGAUUACAGGGUGGACAUUUCGAUUUAGCCGAUAGAAUGUUCAAUAGCAUAAAGGAGGCGUGGUUAUCUGCUUCCAAGCAUAACAUGGCAGACGUGAAAGAACUUAUCCCGGAAUUUUUUUACCUCCCGGAAUUCCUUAACAAUUCUAAUCACUUUGAUUUAGGCUCUAAACAAAGCGGUGUUCAACUCGGCGAUAUCGUUCUUCCACCUUGGGCGAAGCAAGAUCCUCGCGAAUUUAUCCGUGUACAUAGACUCGCGUUAGAAUGCGAUUAUGUGUCGCAGCAUCUUCAUCAAUGGAUCGAUCUAAUAUUCGGAUGCAAGCAAAACGGUCCGGCGGCCGUCGAAGCUGUCAAUGUAUUCCAUCAUUUAUUCUACGAAGGCAACGUCGAUAUCUACAACAUUGAUGAUCCGUUGAAGAAGAACGCGACUAUCGGUUUCAUCAAUAAUUUCGGCCAAAUACCUAAGCAAUUAUUCAAGAAGCCGCAUCCGGCGAAGAAAAUGACGCAGAGGACUAGUGUGAUCGAUCCUGGGCCCAUUACUCCUGGAUUAAGUAUUACCACGUCCGACAAAUUGUUCUUCCAUAAUCUUGAUAAUCUGAAACCAUCGUUACAACCCAUUAAAGAAUUAAAGGGUCCCGUUGGACAAAUAUUGCACGUUGAUAAAGCCGUGUUGGCGGUAGAACAAAACAAGACACUUAUCCCUCCCGCUUAUAACAAAUACGUAGCAUGGGGAUUCGCUGAUCAUUCACUCAGAAUAGGGAAUUACGACAGUGAUAAAGCUAUCUUUGUCGGCGAGGCUUUGAUGCAAAGCAGCGGGGAGAUAGUAGCGUGCGUUUGUCCGUCUUCCAAAUUGAUAGUUACCGCUGGCACCAGCUCUGUCGUGACUGUCUGGGAAUAUGCCAAGCGACAACUUUCUAUAAAACAGUGCCUGUACGGACAUACCGAUGCAGUCACGUGUUUAUCGUCCAGUCCUGCGUAUAAUGUUAUCGUGUCCGGAUCGCGAGACGGUACAGCGAUUAUAUGGGAUUUAUCCCGGUGCUUGUUUGUGCGUCAGCUUAGAGGACAUGCUGGACCAGUUGCUGCAGUGGCCAUAAAUGAAUUAACGGGAGACAUAGCUACAUGCGCAGCUACAUGGUUACAUGUAUGGAGUAUCAAUGGGGAGGAGUUGGCGAGCGUUAAUACAUGUGUCGGCCGCGCCGACAGGAUGCAACAGAUAUUAUGCGUCGCUUUCAGUCAAACUCACGAAUGGGAUUCGCAGAAUGUUAUUAUGACUGGCUCCACCGACGGCGUUGCUCGCAUGUGGUCGAUGGAUUACGUGCAAGUACCUGCAGAAGAAGAGAAACCUGAAGAAGUAACGGUUGUCGAGAAAGAAAAGAACGAAAAACAAAGCACCGAGGAGAACCAAACUGAAACAACAAUGAAGAGAGUUCAAGAAUUGGUUAAACAAAUGAGUAUAUCCGCCGAGGGAUCAGGUAUACUUAUGAAAAGCGGUUCUGAGAGUAGUCUCUCCGAGACAGAAAAUGCCAAAGAAGCUUCCAGACUUCAUGAGGAAAAAGAGGAAUGCUCCGAUAACGAAUCAAGUAACGGCUCUAGUAAUAAACCCUCGCCUCAGAAUAAUCACGCGUCUUUGGUAGUAUUGCGUCGAAAGAGUCGCGGAAAUCCGAUGUUUAGGAAAAGCGAAGGCGGCGGACGUGCCGAUAGCGAGGGCACACAAACUAGUGAAUCUACCAGCAAUCCGGGAGAUUCGGAAGGAGCAUUGAGGGCUAGCAAAAGCGAUACCAGUUUGACCGACAGUUUCGUUAUGGUUAGCGAGGCUGAUACAAAGCCGCGAAAAAUCAAUCCGCAAAAUAUCUUGCGAGAUGGUUUUAAAUGGCAAAGACAGUUGGUAUUCCGCAGUAAAUUAACGAUGCAUACUGCCUACGAUCGUAAGGAUAAUGCAGAACCGGCGUCUAUCGCAGCUUUAGCGGUAUCAAGGGAUCAUAGAACAGUAUAUGUGGGUGACACUCGUGGCAGAGUAUUUUCAUGGAGCGUGUGUGAACAACCCGGACGCACGGUCGCCGAUCAUUGGCUGAAAGACGAAGGAGCGGAUUCUUGCGUUGGUUGCGGCGUUCGAUUCAAUUUAUAUGAAAGAAGGCAUCAUUGUCGCAACUGUGGACAAGUAUUCUGCUCCAGAUGCAGUCGAUUCGAGUCGAAGAUAUCCAGACUUGGUAUCUUAAAACCAGUUAGAGUCUGUCAGGGCUGUUAUUCGUCAUUACGGUCUCAGAGUAACUCCAUCGAGAGUAAUAUUUAAUAUGGUACACAACACAUGAGAGUCUUAUCUUAUAUAUAAAUCGUUAAAUUAUACAGAAAAUUAUCUUAGCGGGUUGUAAAUACUUGGGUGUACCUUAUUAACCUUUUAGUUGAAUUUCUCUGUACACAAACAGAAAAAUGUGUGUGUAUGUAUGUACGUUCUAUCCUAUAUGCAAACUGAACUACACGCAAUGUACUGCAUUUUUUAACGGAUGAAUUAAUGUAAUCGUAACUCGGUUUGUAUCUGCAUAAGUAAAGAUUAUUGCAUUUUUAUUUCGAUGAUUCUAUUAUUAAGAUUUUAUUGAGAAAUAACAACAAAGUAUGAAUCAUUUGCUAGAUUACACAUUCCUGUCGAUUAUGUUUCAAGUCAUGCAUAAACUAAUUGAGUUUUUAAGAAACAAAUUUUUCUAAUACAUUAAAAUACUAUAUAAUUUACACAUAUUUUUUAAUUUUUCUUUUAUUAUCGACAGCUUUGUAUAAGGUUGUAUAAUUUUUUCAUUAUAUUUUAAAUCAAAUUAUAUUGAAAUUAAAAUACAUGUAUAUGUUACCCAUAAGAUUAAGGGAAACAUAAGAUGUACUUUCCAAAUUUAUCCAAUAUAAACUCUUGUAUGUGUACCUGUUGCAUAUUGUACUUUGCAUGAAUAGUGCAUUAUGCCAGGAAAUGGUAAUGUGCAAAAUUUAUACUAUUUCUAAUCAAUGCAUUCAGUAAUGUUACCAAUUACCAUUAAUCAUGUAAUAUUAUUAUUAUUUAUAAAAUUAAGAGUAUAUAAUCUGUGAUUUUAUUUUUCUAUAUUUUAAUUUAGCCAGAAUGAUCAAUGGCUCUUGUAGAUAUUAAUCGAUUACUUUAUUAUAUCGGUACUGUCAUCCUAAUCAUUGCAUUAAGUUAUAAAUGGAAGAUAUCAUAACAUAACGUUAUAUGUUAAAAUUGAAUAUUGUUUGAAUAGUGUUUGAUUAUAACUAAAUUCAUAUUUAUUUAAGACACGAAAAAA
Messenger RNA from Formica exsecta, 13738 nucleotides. It is a transcript of the gene bchs, whose product is annotated as WD repeat and FYVE domain-containing protein 3. The coding region runs from base 625 to 12750 and encodes 4041 amino acids. Gene Ontology annotation, molecular function: poly(ADP-ribose) glycohydrolase activity; metal ion binding; protein binding. NCBI's taxonomy places the organism in Eukaryota, Metazoa, Arthropoda, Insecta, Hymenoptera, Formicidae. Gene Ontology annotation, biological process: regulation of DNA repair. The transcript is spliced from 56 exons. The record is from RefSeq and is a predicted model, not a curated record.